Messenger RNA from Zymoseptoria tritici IPO323, 621 nucleotides. RefSeq lists its product as uncharacterized. The record is from RefSeq and is a predicted model, not a curated record. The transcript has a single exon. NCBI's taxonomy places the organism in Eukaryota, Fungi, Ascomycota, Dothideomycetes, Mycosphaerellales, Mycosphaerellaceae. Bases 1 to 621 code for a protein of 206 amino acids.
AUGGCCGAAGCGCACCCCAACGAUACUGGAGAAUUCGCACACAUGCUCCAUGUCCAGCAAGGAAUCUUGGCCUCAUUCGGCAAUGGCUCCGACAUCCAGGAGACUGACCAGAGCAACAGACUCGACCUGACGACCACCGAGGAGCACGUCACCAUGCAGGGAUUUGCGGAGGACGAGCAACACGAUGAUCUCGUGCGCAGCUUUCGCGCUGAACAGAGGAAUCAACGUCUCGCAAAGGCUGCGCAAGAAAAGCGCGAGCAGGAGCGCAUGGCGGAGGCCAGUUCCGACGACAGUCUCGACGACGAUCCUCAGAGCUUGGUCUCACACCAACUGCGCGCCAAGUCGAGAUAUGGCCGUCUUGCACGAUCCUAUCGGAGCAAGCGCAAGCGCGACAUCGCCAACUCGGACGACGCAGCGGAGUCGGGCAAGGCCUCGAAGUCCUUCCGCUGUAAGCACAAGGCUGAAGGAGGAGAAACAAAGGCGGGAGACAGCAAGACGCUGGUGGAUCUGGAGUUGGAAUUGGCGCAGAACCAUCGCAAAGCCUGCGAAGCCAAGCUCGAGAUCUUGGAGGCCGAGAAAGAGGAGCUCAAGCUGGCGAUUCAGCGUCAGAAGCGCACCUAG